Messenger RNA from Micropterus dolomieu (smallmouth bass), 3081 nucleotides. RefSeq names its product transmembrane protein 8B (gene tmem8b). Gene Ontology annotation, cellular component: plasma membrane. The record is from RefSeq and is a predicted model, not a curated record. The transcript has 12 exons. NCBI's taxonomy places the organism in Eukaryota, Metazoa, Chordata, Actinopteri, Centrarchiformes, Centrarchidae. The coding region runs from base 105 to 2324 and encodes 739 amino acids.
GCCUUUUUGUGACUGAAUACUUCACCCGCACGCCUCGUAAGCUGAAUGCUUUCAACUCCUUCGCCAGUGUGGAACUGUUCCACUUCAAUGUGCCUGACGACACCAUGAUGGCCGUAUGGAACCUCAUCACCUUCAAGGAGCAAGGGGGCACGUUUGGAGACAGCUGCCCAAACCGCAAUGUGACUGUGUACUUCAGGUCAGGGGCUCCUCCAGUAAUCAACCCCCUGUACACCCGCUUCCCUCGGGACACAGUCGUCCCAGGGUCCUUUGCUGUGACUCUUACCUGGACUCUUCCAAACCGCACAACAGGAGCAUUCAAUGUGACAAGCCCACUCCCUGGAGACUGGUUCCUUGCCGCACAUUUACCCAAGGAUGAAGGCAAGAUCUCAGUCAAGGGUCUGUCUGAAGAAUGCCAGUAUCUGUUCCAGCCUCAGCUCAUUGUCCAGAGGCUAAUUGGAAUUUCAGUGCUUUAUCCUGGAUACUUCAUCGACCAGAUGAUCCCGGUCCACAACAGAUCUGCCCUUUAUAAAGUGUUCAUCCCCAAUUAUAUAUCUAAGGUGAAGGUUCAGCUGGUAAACUGCAGCACCAAAAACAAGAGUAGCGACAGUUGUCCUGUGGUGCUGAAGAUAAGAGCGCGGGCGCCGCCGGUGCAUAACUCAAGUGCCCUCGACUGCAGGGAGUGGAACCCUUGUGAAUUAGACACCCUCGUACCUGCCUGGGAACAAUGGUACUACAUCCUGGUGGAGAGAUAUCUCACUAACUGCAACGUUUACUUCCGCAUCGGGGUGCAGGUCACGGAUUGCUCCAAGUCCAAUUUGUCAAAGGACCAAGCACAGCCCAGCUCCACCAUGAACAUGCCUCAGUCUUUUGGAACAGCGAUGGGUUUCUCCCUGUCUGAGACGCUGUCAAUGGCGGCCCUGCCCAGCUUGUCGCAGAAUGUCAGUCACCUGCACACCUCAGAGGACAGCAUCAUUUACCUCGCCCCCACCACAGACACCAACAAGUGCUGGCCCAUACGUCCGACACUGCGCAAUGAGCUGGACACCUUCUCUGUGCACUUCUACGUCUUCUUUGGUCCAAAUAUAUCAAUUCCACCGGACAGAGCCGCCGUGUUUGCCAUCAACCUGAUGCCUGUUUUAGACAGUGGAGGAGUCCUCAACAUGGAGCUCAAACUCAACAUGUCUACGCUGAAAGGAGCUCAUGUCACAGUGUUUGGCUGCCUGAACCAUGGGAUGCCUCUUUUCUUACAGGGAAACUCUUCACUGAAAUGUGAAUCAGAAUCGGUGGCCGGGUUUUUCCUUUCUGUGAAUGCCUCGAUUAAUAUCACCAAAUUGAGGAUUCCCUACCCACAAACAGGCACCUGGUAUCUCAGUCUGCGCUCUCUAUGUUCCACUGAACAUGGAUUUGAGGCAUGCACCAAUGUCACAGCAGAGGUGUAUAUGCGUGCAUACCUGACUCCAUGCAUCAAUGACUGUGGGACAUAUGGACAGUGCAAGCUUCUGCGCACCAAUAACUACCUUUAUGCUGCAUGUGAAUGCAAAGCAGGCUGGGACGGCUGGGGAUGCACAGACAACUCAGAGGCCUACUCCUACAGUUUCCAGCUCCUCUCCACUCUGCUGCUCUGCCUCAGUAACCUGAUGUUCGUCCCACCUGUGGCCAUCGCCAUCCGAAGCCACUACCUGCUCGAGGCUUCAGUCUACAUCUUCACCAUGUUCUUCUCCACUUUCUACCAUGCAUGUGACCAGCCUGGUAUUGUGGUCUUUUGCAUCAUGGAAUAUGACGUCCUGCAGUUCUGUGACUUCCUAGGGUCGCUCAUGUCAGUGUGGGUCACUGUCAUUGCUAUGGCCAGGCUGAAAUCCAUCAUCAAACAGGUGCUGUAUCUGCUGGGGGCGAUGUCUCUGUCCAUGGCUCUGCAGCUAGACCGUCACGGUCUGUGGAACCUGCUGGGACCCAGCCUGUUUGCUCUGGGCAUCAUGGCUGUGGCAUGGACGGUGCGCACCAUCCGUCGGCGGCGUUGCUACCCGCCCACUUGGAAGCGCUGGGUGUUCUUCCUCUUCCCAGGCACCAUGAUCGCCACGUCUGCCGUGGCUCUCUACGCCUUCGUGGAGACAGAGGAAAACUACUUCUACAUCCACAGCAUCUGGCACAUGCUAAUCGCAGGGAGUGUGGGCUUCCUCCUGCCGCCUCGAGCCAAGCCUGACGCCAAGGUGACCCCGCUGAAGCGUAGGCGGGGCUGCGGCUAUCAGCUGUGCGUUAACGAGCACGAGGAGCUGGGCCUGGUGGACCCGGCCAUCAUCUCCAUCAACAGCAUCUGUACCAGCUGAUAAACUCCCUGCUCCCAACCUUUUACCUUAAAGACACUUCAUUGCCUUCUUUUACUUGGGAAAUUCACAUACGGGAAAUUAAGCCACAGAACUUGAAAAAGCAAUGUAAAUACUUUAAUGCAGAUGUGACACAUUGGAUUCUUUUUUUGGUUAUUAUUGUCAUGGUUAUUAUUAUCAAUACAACUGUAAUUAUUAUUAUCUAUAGUUAAAGUUGUUCUGAUGAAUUGUGGGUGUACAGUGACACACUGUUGUUUGUGAAUAUGUAUUUAUAGUCAAAGCUGAAACACUGCUGCUAUCUGACGGUGACUGUAAAACUGCUUCUGUUGGUUAUUUAUUGGUGGUCUUGUAAACAGGCCAAUUAUUUUACUGUUGGGUUACAGAUCCGGGGGAGACAUGGGGGGACAUUUAUCAAGGGCACGGCUUUUCUGAAAUUCCUUUGGAAUAUAUCUUUUGCACUGAGACACAAAAAUGUUAUUCUGUAAAUUUUUAUAAUAAUAUAAACUACAGUGGGCAUCACAAAUGUAAAAUCUAGUUGUCAUGUGGAAUGUUAGAUUGUCUUUUGCAAUUGCAAUGUAUCGCUUUUACACGAAUGUGCUGAUUGUUCUUGAUGGGAACAAUUCCAAAGCUGCCUGUUGAAAGAGGGGAGGGGAGGCAGGAUUAUUUCAGAGACCUCACACCAAGACCUCACCUCCCUGUUCUUUUCUGACAGGACCUGUGUGACACCACAUUCAUAAACAAUAAAUGUUUUCUUUCUUUG